AUGAGUCACAGAGCUCACAUUGAAGCAAUUAAUAGAACAUUGCAAGAUUUAAUAUUAAACCAGAAUUUAAUGGGUGGCAUUACAUUUGUUAUUGCUGGUGAUUUUAGGCAGACGUUACCAGUAAUUCCGAGAGGAACUAGAGCCGAUUUUAUUCAUGCCUGUUUAAAAUCAUCAUUUCUCUGGAAUUAUGUAGAGUCUCUUCAUUUACGUACUAAUAUGAAAGCACAUCUCUGCGGAAGAAACACGGAAUUUCUAACACAGCUAUUAAAAAUUGGCGAUGGCACGAUGGAAAAUGAAAACGGUUUUAUCACCCUAGAUCAAUCCAUUGGAAAACUGGUUACAACUGUCGAUCUUAUUUCUGAAGUUUACCCAGACAUCGAGAAUUUAUCAAACAAAUCAUACCAAUGGUUAUGUGAGAGAGCGAUAAUUUUACCGAGAAAUUCCACAGCAGAGGAAAUUAACAACAUUAUUCUUCAAAAGUUUGUAGCUGAUUCUCGAGAGUACCUCUCUAUUGAUUCAGUCAUUGCAUCUGAAGAUGGUGUUUAUUAUCCUCAGGAGUUUUUAAACUCCCUAACUCUAUCAGGAUUUCCACCCCAUAAGUUGAAUAUGAAAGUUGGAGCUCCGAUUAUGCUACUACGUAAUCUUCAACCCCCGAACCCUAUGUAA
Messenger RNA from Copidosoma floridanum, 666 nucleotides. RefSeq lists its product as uncharacterized. Gene Ontology annotation, molecular function: DNA helicase activity. Gene Ontology annotation, biological process: DNA repair; telomere maintenance. The record is from RefSeq and is a predicted model, not a curated record. Lineage: Eukaryota; Metazoa; Arthropoda; Insecta; Hymenoptera; Encyrtidae.